Messenger RNA from Phycodurus eques (leafy seadragon), 1723 nucleotides. It is a transcript of the gene cebpb, whose product is annotated as CCAAT enhancer binding protein beta. The transcript has a single exon. Gene Ontology annotation, molecular function: DNA-binding transcription factor activity, RNA polymerase II-specific; RNA polymerase II cis-regulatory region sequence-specific DNA binding. The record is from RefSeq and is a predicted model, not a curated record. Gene Ontology annotation, biological process: DNA-templated transcription; regulation of transcription by RNA polymerase II. Lineage: Eukaryota; Metazoa; Chordata; Actinopteri; Syngnathiformes; Syngnathidae. Bases 192 to 1049 code for a protein of 285 amino acids.
AAUUCCUCCCAAAUCCACAGCGAGCACAACUUAACGGCACAUAGGCACAGGGGCCACGUAGGGGUUUCUUCGAGCAAAACAAAACAAAACAACAACAACAACAACCAAGCAACAUUGCGACACUCGCCGAAACCGACGCGGGCGCCACAUCAGCCCUCCAUGCUCGUGCAACCGGGCGGGUGUUAAGAUCCAUGGAAGUGGCCGGUUUCUACGACGAGGGCAGCUUUGCUAUCCACGCGAGAGACGGCAUUCUCAACCCCGGCGGCUCGUACUGGAGGCUCGGCGACUCCAUGACGGAGUUGGGCAUCGAGGAGCGGGAGAGAGCGAUCGACUUCAGCGUCUACUUGGAUCCGGCGGCGGCCGUGCACUGCCCGCAACUGGCGGCGCACUCGCACCCUCAGCAGGGCGACGUCUUCUCCGACUUCCUGGCGGAGAAUAAGCUCAAGAGAGCGGCCAACGUCAAGAACUACACGCUGCUCAACGAGCUGGAGGCGGUUCAGCGAGACGGGCCGCGGGACCCCCGGGGGCCGCCGUCGUACGGUUACACCGACCUCCAGGAGACGCGCGUGGACAGCGUGCUCGCCUCGGAGCUGGCCCGCUACCGAGCCGCCAGAGACGACAGCAACCAGGAGGACGUGAAGAUGGAGAACGGCUCGCCCGCCGCCUUUGACAUGCGCCCCUACCUGCAGUACCAGUCCACCGGGGGCAGCGUGGGCAACAUCUCCACGGCGUCGUCCACUUGCUCCAGCCCGCCCGGGACCCCCGCGCCGGCGGGUCAGAGCAGGUCCCCGUCGCACGGCCCCAAGCUCUCCAGCGGGAAGGCGAAGAAGCGCCUGGACAAGGACAGCGAGGAGUACCGGCAGAGGCGCGAGAGGAACAACCUGGCCGUGCGCAAGAGCCGCGACAAAGCCAAAAUGCGCAACAUGGAGACGCAGCACAAAGUGUUGGAACUGGCGGCGGAGAACGAUCGUUUACAGAAGAGAGUGGAGCAGCUGUCCAGGGAGCUGGCCACCCUGCGCAACCUGCUCUCGGCCACCGGCCAGUGUUAGACGCCCCGACCCGGACCAGCCUUUGCUCCCUCCGCGGACUCGAAACGUUGUUCGGAGGGAUGAGGGGGGGGGGGGGGGUCAUGUGGGGGUGCAUGGUGGUACGGCAACCAGUUUACAAGGACACUUUGCAAUGAGACUGAAGAAGUGGCUUGCACGGAUUGCGCAAUCACGCAGCAGUCUUCUUUUCUUUUUUUUUUUUCUUUUUUUUUUUUUUUUUGGGGGGGGGGGCGCCUUAGCUCUCUUCUUCUCGUCUAAUCGUGUGUAUGCAGUAUUUGUGCGCGGGUUCGAUAAGACGCGCGUGAAUUUCGACGUAAACGUGUCGAAGUGGAACAGCGGCUGCUUGUCAAACGAAGAGUUGUGCUGCAGUGAAAUGAUGCAACUCUUUGUAAUAGUAUGGGCAAUGGAUGAAAUAAGUGGAAUUAUUUAAUAUCGACGAGGUGACAUGCAAUAAUUGUACUUGAUAUUUUAUGGAAUUAAAACAAUUUUUACUUUGGUCGAAACAAUUUCACUGCCACGUCUUUAUUUUUAGGCUGCUUUUUGGGAGAAGAUCAGGUGGACUCAAACCCUGCUGGGAGAGAGCUUGUCUGCCACCUUUUUAAAAACUGUGAAAAAUAGAAGCACCGUUUUCUAAUUCCUAAAAAAAAAAAAAAAAAUACAGCUGUCUUAAUAAAUGA